AUGUAUAGCAUACACGCAUCAGCACAACACCCACCAAUCUUCCCACUUGCAAUGCAACUCAAAGAAAACAGGGUCUGGAUCGACGGGUGCUUCGACUUCACGCACCACGGCCACUCGGGAGCCAUACUGCAGGCCAGAAGAACGAUCCCUCUGGACCAGCAGCAAGGAGCAGCGUUGAUCUGCGGCGUGCACAAUGAUGCCGACAUCGAGUUCAACAAGGGGGGCAAGCCAGUGAUGCAAGAAGAAGAACGGUACGAGCACACUUUGAGCAACCGAUGGUGCGAUGAAAUAGUGCGCGAUGCGCCGUAUGUGACAGACCACCGGGUCUUGGACGCAUAUGGGUGCAAGUACGUGGUUCACGGGGACGACAUAACGUUGGACCACGAUGGGAAGGACUGUUACCAGGAGAUGAAGGACAUGGGCCGGUUCAAAGUGGUGAAGAGGACCGAGGGAGUGAGUACGACAGAGAUUAUAGAUAGAAUAUUGCGCGACAAGGGACAAAACCCGCACACGGGCGAGGUGGACAGCGAGGCAUUGAAGCGGUACAGCAGCGAUAAAUCAGGGUACAGGCCAUGGUGUUGGGUAUUUGGGCGUGAUUUUGACGAUGUGGUUGUAGAAGGGCGCGGCCAAUUGGGGAACGGGAAUCAAUGGACCGUUGUACAAGAGUCCGAUGGCUUUGAUCUGUUCAAUGUGGGCCACAUCCAGCAAUUGCGAAAGCUCAAGGAACAGGGCAAGCUUGUGUGUUGCAGCAUGGGGACAGAUCCAGCACGCCAUGUGUACAUGACACUCGAGGAAAGAUGUUUGAGCGUGUUGAGCUGCGAAUACGUGGAUGCAGUAGUGCUAAAACCUGAACCGCAACUAACAGCAGGACAUAGUACUAGUACUGACACGGUCACGAUCACCACCUCGCUUAAACCCGAAAUCAUAAACCGAAUCAGCGUUAACAGAGAUCAUUAUGUUAAAAGAAAUAUAAAAAAGGGCGUUACGUAUGAUCAUUAG
Kluyveromyces marxianus DMKU3-1042 is the source of this 999-nucleotide messenger RNA. It is a transcript of the gene ECT1, whose product is annotated as ethanolamine-phosphate cytidylyltransferase. Gene Ontology annotation, molecular function: ethanolamine-phosphate cytidylyltransferase activity. Bases 1 to 999 code for a protein of 332 amino acids. NCBI's taxonomy places the organism in Eukaryota, Fungi, Ascomycota, Saccharomycetes, Saccharomycetales, Saccharomycetaceae. Gene Ontology annotation, biological process: phosphatidylethanolamine biosynthetic process. The transcript is spliced from 2 exons. Gene Ontology annotation, cellular component: cytoplasm. The record is from RefSeq and is a predicted model, not a curated record.